UAUUGAGCUGCUGUACUAAUUCUGGAGGUUAGCUUCGGUUUCGAAUACUUAUUUGGCCUCCUUCUGCCUAAAAAUAUGCGCAUCUUUCUAUCAAUCAAUUUUAUCAGUCAAACUUCAUAUCAAUCACCAUCAAACCUUGCGCCAAGCGUCAAAUGGGUUCUUACAGAGUCAAUCACGCUCGAGUCGAUCGAUUGACUUGAGCUUUUUAUGAAGCCGCUUGAACGUUUAGGGGCUCUGCCCUAUCUAUCAAAUAAUAGUGAAAGCGAAAGUGGAUACUGCUGCUCACAAGCUUUCGCUCGACAGUGUUGUUCAGCUUUCACCGAGAAGAGAAGUGUUGUGCUAUUCCUCUUCGGGAAUUUGUGCAUGUAAAAAUCCAAGCAGAGCAGAUUUGAACUUUUAAACGAGCUCAAAUUUUGCAAAUGCGUACUGCGUAGUAUUAUUCAAUUUCAGUGACUUUAUAAUACUAGCUAUCGUCCAAUAAAGUGCGCAUCCGAUGGUUAUGGAACUAAUUUGCGCAAGCAUCGUAUGGAUGCAACUCUAAUGGUUUUAAAAUAUUUAAACCAAGAAGGAAUGGCCAACGAUGAAAGCUCGCUCAAGAUAAAUGGGUUCCAUUUAGAGAAUGGAUUAUAUCCGGAAGAAUAAAUUGGUGGUCUUCGCUGUGUUUACCUUUAUAGCUAUCAUAUAUAUAAUGUACGGUAUUUUUAGUUCCGAGCCAAUAGCGACUGCUAAAUUCAGUUUUUUGGAGGAUUGGACGUUACAUUCUGAAAAUGGACCAGUCAAAGGAAAUUUGGUUCCAAUACGUGGGGAUGGCAUAAGUAAAUAUUUUCCUUCAAAGGCUAACAUGAAACUUGAACAAGAAGAAUUGUCUAUUAAUUUGAGGAAUGAACUUACAACGAAUUCCUGGAGUGAUAAGGUCUCCGAUUCGCGUUCGGGAUUGAAACAAUAUAUCAAAGCUGACGAUGAUUUGCUGCAAGGCGUCUAUAAUCUUAGCAGUUGCUGUAAAAUAGGUUCUCUGCAGGGACCGGUCACAUCUCCGCAAAGCUAUCGGAACUGCUUCAAGCUCAUCCUCGCAAACAUUUCAGAAGCUAAUAAUCUAAUCGGCAACAACUCUAAACUGAUGGUGAUGGUGCGGCGGUAUCGCACGUACUUGGACGCAUGCAGGAUGCCGGUGGUGGAGGUGACGGGCCCGCCGGACUUUAGAGACGUAGUGUACGACGCGGGCAACCGCUUGGCCUACUGCAAAACUGCUAAGGCAGGAUCGAGCACAAUCCUGACCUUCAUACUUGAGAUGAACCGCGUGGAGACGAGCCUGAGUCACCACAGCAAUGUGCACGAAAUCGCUCGCGCCCGCUUCCCUGCGUCGUCCAUCAAACGGGCACGCGAGAUCACUGACACUUCGUUCUCUUUCACAUCUGUUCGACAUCCCUUCCGCAGGUUGGUUUCCUCCUACUGCAACAAAGUCAUCGAAAGUAAAGAAAAAAUUCUGAUGCUUCAGCAUGAAGCAAUGCUUGCGUACCGACACAUUGAUACACUCGAUAUCAUUAGAAAAUAUUUACCUCAUCAUCAAUACGCAACUCCAGAUGGAUCGCAGCACGAGAACAGCUCUCUAAAAUCAACUAGACUUAAUAUCCUGAGUACUCCGGGGAAGAAAGACUUUAUGGAAAAAAGUGAUGGGGCGGAGACAAAAGUUUUGCUACCAGGAGUGCCUUCGUUCCGCGAGUUUGUGGUGUUUAUUGCAGUGCGCAUCUUGUCGUGUAGUGGUGACUACGCCUGCCUCAGCGAGCUGGACACGCACUACCGGCCACAGCUGACAAGGUGCAAUCCGUGCGCCUGGCACUUCGAUUUCAUACUCAAGCUGGAGACGCUGAGCGAGGACCUGUCAUGGAUGCAGCGUGUGCUGAUGUCCUCCAGCAGGAGGCCAGCCGAGACGCCGUCGGUCGUGGAGCAGCAACAGGUGCCUACAGUCAAUCCUAGUGGGAGUCAGUGUGACGAUUAUGAGCAGUACAUGCAUCAGCUAACUAGUGUCGAAAUUGAUCUCAUGUAUACUGCAUAUUAUCACGAUUUUCGUUUUUUCGAUUAUGAACCUUUCAGUUGUAUAUCGAGGAAUUGCUCUAAAGAACUCAAGUAGUACUUUUCCUUCGUUCUGACUCUAUUUACGUUCGGAGAUGGUUGUUACUCUAAAAUGUUAGUUAUACGAAGGAUGCAUCAGUCGAGAUGUUCAAUAAAGCGAAAUAUGCAUUUAAUGAAAUUUAUUUUAUGACACAAAUAAUAUCCAAACUCCUAAAUGUACAACAAUCUUAUUUACAUUUAUACAAACUAUCCGCAAUAUCAAAAACUCCUGCGCGAUCUCUUAUAUUGCAACAAAUCUUACAGGUAAAAUAUUAAUAAUAAUAAUAAUUAUAAUAAAGUGAGAGUAAACUCUUUUCACAAUUAUCAACGUGUGGUGAGUUGCAGCAACGGUGCAAACCUUUCUUAAAUACUUGGAAUGAUAUUAUUAUCCCGCCAAGUGGAAUGAAAAUCGAGCGUUGUACAAAAAUACAACGGCCGCGUUCUCUUGGGCCGUCCAUGCUCACAAUCACCUACACUUCAGCUUGGUCCAACCUACAUAAUUUAGUCAAAUUUGAGGCAUCUUUCACUUAUAUUACUAUGAGCGCAAUGAGAAGCGCUGAGCCGAACCCAUUGAUCUACAUACGAUACUUUAUCCAGGAACAAAACAAACUUGGAAGUCAUGUUUAAAUGAGCUCAUAAAUUACGCCCAAUAUCACAGAGUUGGUCGAGUUAAUUAACUCGUACAGGGUUUGAUUCAACAAGACAACCAUGCAUGAGGUGAGCAUUUCGGUUUAAAUACUACGUGCUUCAUAAUUUGAGACUUGUUACGCAUUUGUAUAAGCAGUUUGUGCUCCACGAGGCAUCACGAUCAUUGAUAACUAACGACUCACACUGGGAAGUGGCGCAGGAAUGAGCCAGACUCGUAAAUCUAUGGAACGUAAUAAAGCGUUUUCAGCAAAUAAUAUUAAGAUCAAACUUCCAACGAAGUGCUCUGUUCCACAAUUCAUUUCUGAUGAACCUCCAGACGUUUUCUUCGUUCUAUAAUAUUCUUAAAUUACCAAGAUUCGAGCUGUAUCAUUUGAUCGGCUCUCAGCCUCCAAUUUGUUGGCAAAUGAUAUUUCUGCUUACUUUUGAUCAAUGGAAUGGACCGCAUUUUUUCUAUGUAAAAAUAUAAUUUAUGAUUGAAUGCUUGAGGAAGCAUUCGUUUUCUCCGUUAUAUUUCGACAUACAUUGUAAUGAACAUUUCAUAAAAAUAUGCGCACGUCAACACAGAGCUCAGUCAACGCUUAGCCAAAGCAGUUUGUAACACAAUGGAGAUUAGAUUUAACAGAGAGCAACAAGAACGUAAUACUUUGCUUGAUAAAUCCAGCGUAAAAUUAUAAUGAGGCGGUGCUUAAUAUGAAAGUUAAAUCAGAGGUAUUUUAUGGUAGGUUGCAUUAAUUCUUUGUUGCCUAACAGCUUCAUUAUUGUAUCACGAUUUAGACCAGAAAUGAAUGUUAUUUUUAAUAAAAAAACAUUGAUUUUGAUUCACUGAAAAAUAUAGGUGCUCUAAAUGACUGUUCCUGCUACUAAAUUAAAAAAAAUCCUUCGCUGGAAUGAAUCUGAGGAAAUGAAUAACUGCGGAUGCAUAUAGUCUACACUUAAAUGAGCUCAAAAACAAAUAACUAAUUUUGAGCUCUGAUUUUAUUUUUUCAACCAAUUUCAGGAAUUGCAAGAUUUAAAAUAUCACAGAAAUGCGCACAGGCAGUGUAGAGACCGUUGGAUGACACAAAAUAUCAGGAAUGAUUAACAUACUAUCCGGAUGAAAAGCACGAACACUUACUUGUUCGACAAGGAAUACUUCGACCCUCGUUACAUGAAUACCGCUCAUUAUUGUUCAUAAACUCGAAAAUGUUCAUAACUGUGACAAUGCAUUUCUUAAAAGAAAACAUUUUGAAGCAAAAAUAAAUUCAGGAUAUGAAACGGAGGUUAAUCUUGCGAGCAAUAUUCUUAUAAGUGCGCCAACGCGUGGUGUUUUCCAAUGAAUAAGAUUCAAACAUUUUUCUCGAUGAAAGUUAUGCAUCACUUUAGUAUUAGUUUAUCUCAGAAAAGACUCUGCAAUAUAAGUGCAUCAUUAAUUUCCUUCUUGAAACAUCAGAACUGAUUAAAGACUCCAUAUAAUUUUUCCUUUUUC
Molecule: messenger RNA, 4222 nt
Organism: Hyalella azteca
Lineage: Eukaryota; Metazoa; Arthropoda; Malacostraca; Amphipoda; Hyalellidae
Exons: 5
Coding region: 620-2128 (502 amino acids)
Biological process (GO): carbohydrate biosynthetic process
Cellular component (GO): membrane
Molecular function (GO): sulfotransferase activity
Source: RefSeq, a predicted model, not a curated record